Messenger RNA from Dufourea novaeangliae, 1422 nucleotides. It is a transcript of the gene Optix, whose product is annotated as homeobox protein SIX3. Gene Ontology annotation, molecular function: DNA-binding transcription factor activity, RNA polymerase II-specific; RNA polymerase II cis-regulatory region sequence-specific DNA binding. Gene Ontology annotation, cellular component: transcription regulator complex; nucleus. Gene Ontology annotation, biological process: regulation of transcription by RNA polymerase II. Bases 1 to 1422 code for a protein of 473 amino acids. NCBI's taxonomy places the organism in Eukaryota, Metazoa, Arthropoda, Insecta, Hymenoptera, Halictidae. The record is from RefSeq and is a predicted model, not a curated record. The transcript has 3 exons.
AUGUCAGCCGUAGCACCAGCGGGAACCGGUGCGACAGCGCCUACCGCGAACGGACCGAUCGUGCCUGCUCCGGUUUUUGCGUUACCGACGUUGUCGUUCACGGUGAACCAAGUGGCCACCGUGUGCGAGACCCUGGAGGAGAGCGGCGAUAUCGAGAGACUGGCCAGGUUCCUCUGGAGCCUGCCGGUCGCACAUCCGAACAUCCAGGAGCUGAAUCAGAGCGAGGCUGUCCUCAGGGCAAGGGCAAUCGUUGCGUUUCACUCGGGGCAUUAUCGCGAGCUGUACGCCAUUUUGGAGAGGCACAAGUUCACCAAGGACUCCCACGGUAAGCUACAGGCGAUGUGGCUGGAGGCGCACUAUCAGGAGGCCGAAAAACUUCGCGGCAGGCCCCUCGGCCCAGUGGACAAGUACAGGGUUCGCAAGAAAUUCCCAUUGCCCAGGACGAUCUGGGACGGCGAGCAGAAGACCCAUUGCUUCAAAGAGAGGACCAGAUCGUUGUUGAGAGAGUGGUACCUGCAGGAUCCUUAUCCGAACCCCGGGAAGAAGAGGGAACUCGCGGCCGCCACGGGACUCACGCCUACGCAGGUUGGGAAUUGGUUCAAGAACAGGAGGCAACGGGACCGCGCUGCUGCUGCGAAAAACAGAAUGCAGCAGCAAUCUGGCACAGGAAACGGAAAUACACGUCGCGCGCUGAGCCCCGGACCGGGCGGCAGCGACUCUGAGGACUCCGACAUUUCUCUCGGCGGUACGUCGCCUCCGUCGCCAAGUUCCUCGCCUCCACCGACUCAUCAACCAUCUCCUGUUCCUCUCGGGCCCCUCGGACCGUUACCACCGCCAUCCUUGAAUUUCCGUUUCGAUCCGUCGCAAUCGCAGUUUCGAUUCAACCACGCGACGGCCUUCAAGUUCCCGCCGUCGGGCUUCCGGUUUGGACCGCACAGCCCGCAACACAAUCAUCCGAACAUCGCAGGUGGCGGGAUCUUCAGGCUGACAGAAACGAGCCCGUUCCAGGCUGUAGGACCCAGGGGUGAUCUUGGAUCGAGACUGCCGGAUCCCUUAGGAUUGCCUCCGCCCAGGCUCCAUCCCCACGAAGGUCUGCUCCAUCAUCCUCACGUACCGCACCAGCUACCGGAAGGGAUGUCCAGGCUAUCGGAUGGCUCGCGACUGUCCGACGGCGGGAUCUCCCGUCUCUCGGACAGCCUAUCGGAAGCGCACAGCCCGCCGUUAAUGGCGACGAAUCUGUCGGUGACGGGUCCGUUGAGGGUCGCGGUCCCGAGCCCUCACACACCUUCCUCGCGGGGUAGUCCACCUUCCAGCCAGCAGACGCCGCAGGGUCAGUCCCAAGGUCAGGGGUUGAUAAGGGUCGCGACGCCGCCGCCGAAUCCGAAACCGCCGCAGAUCCACAGACCGUUCUCGCCGGCGUGA